Paraglomus brasilianum is the source of this 2559-nucleotide messenger RNA. Lineage: Eukaryota; Fungi; Glomeromycota; Glomeromycetes; Paraglomerales; Paraglomeraceae. The record is from the annotation of a GenBank genome assembly.
AUGAUAGUCAAUGUUCCUGCGAUCCCUAAUGUUCUCCCCAUUGUCCCACUUAAAAAUAAGGUGAUAUUCCCUGGCGUAGUCAGGCGCUUAGUAAUAGGGAGGAAAGAGACAGUCUCUUUAAUGCGAAAAAUAUACAAAUCACUGGAUAGCCAAGAGAUUGAAUAUGUUGGAUGCGUUCCCAUUAAUCCACCGCAAAGUACGAUCGAAGACGAUACUGAAAAGAACCAGUCGAAAGCUGACAUAAUAGCUCCUCCAAUUCGUUCCAAGAAUUUGAAUCCACCGGAAAAAGUAAUAGACGCAGUGUUCAGCCAGAAAACACGACCAGAAGAUUUGCAUCCUUUCGGUUGUGCGGUGCGAAUUGUUAGGCUUGAGAGGACUGUGGGCGAGGGGUUUGUGGCUGUUGUGGAAGGUAUUGCACGGAUCAAGGUAGAUAAGUAUGUGUCUGAAAGCCCUUACUUGGAAGCAGAAGUCACUGUAAUUCCCGAACCAGAACUUUCGCAAGACGAUCAAGAACUCCAGGAACUGGCCAUAACUCUAAAAUCUACCGGCCGCAAACUUCUGUCUACUUUUCAUGAUCUGAGACUUCCAACACCCUUUCUAACUCAGCUCCAGAAAUUCAUAGAGAAUGCGUCUGUAGGUUCAUUAGCCGAUUCGCUAGUCACGGCCAUUAAUUCUACAUUCAAGGAAAAGUUACAGAUUCUUGAUGCUGUUGAUUUAAAGACGCGAAUGUUGCGAGCAAUUGACAUGUUAACGAGACAAAUACAGAUUUUGAAAAUAUCGCAAAAGGUUCAUUCUACUGUCGAAGGACAACUUAGUAAGAAACAGAGGGAAUUCUAUUUGAGGCAACAACUUGAUGCAAUCAAAGAGGAGCUUGGUGAGAAAGAUGACCCGUCGAACGAGGAGGACGAUGUAGUUGACCUGACAAAACGACUAAAGGAAGCAAGUCUCUCUCCCGAAGCCGAUAAAGCAGCACAGCGUGAGCUCAAACGUUUGAAACGUAUGCAUCCAACUCAAGCCGAAUACCAGGUAGUUCGAGCAUACCUGGAAUGGUUGAGUGAAAUCCCAUGGAACAAGUCAACCACAGAUAUUCUCGAUAUUAAAAUUGCCGAAAAGCAACUAAAUGAUGACCAUUAUGGCUUGGAAACAGUAAAAAAACGCGUCUUGGAAUACUUGGCAGUGCUAAAGCUAAAAGAUGACAUGAAGGGACCGAUAUUGGUCCUGGUGGGUGCUCCGGGUGUGGGGAAGACGUCUUUGGGGAAAAGCAUUGCAAACGCACUUGGGAGAAAGUUUCACAGAAUUUCUUUGGGUGGAGUAAGAGAUGAAGCAGAAAUUAGAGGGCACAGACGGACUUAUAUCGGAGCCAUGCCAGGAUUGAUUGCACAAGGAUUAAAAAGGGUCGGUGUUAAUAAUCCAGUGUUUUUAUUGGACGAAAUCGACAAAGUUGGUCAUUUAAGCCAUCAUGGUGACCCCUCAGCUGCGCUUCUUGAGGUCCUCGAUCCAGAGCAAAACAACAGCUUCAACGAUCAUUAUCUCAACGUUCCACUCGAUCUCUCCAAAGUUCUUUUCAUUGCCACGGCCAACCAUCUCGACUCGAUCUCACCACCACUACUGGAUCGUAUGGAACUUAUCUCAUUAUCCGGAUACACAUUCGACGAAAAAGUGAACAUUGCUCAGAGACAUUUGCUUCCAAAACAGAUAAAAGCGCAUGGGAUGGCACCAGAAGACGUUAAAAUCUCGAAUGAACUAUUAUUUGCCAUUGCCACAGGCUAUACUAGGGAGGCGGGAGUGAGAAACUUUGAGAGAGAGGUUGCUAGUAUUUGUAGGGCAAAGGCCGUUGAAUAUGCUGAUGCAAGGGAUAAUGGAGAGUUAGCAGCUUACCGGGCAGAAGUUUCCAAGAAAGAUAUAGAAGAGAUUCUUGGAGUAGCAAAAUAUGAUGACGAAGUGGCUGAACGGACGUCACUACCUGGUGUUGUAACUGGACUUGCUUGGACAGCAUCCGGGGCUGGCGGUAUUCUGUUUAUAGAAGCCACGCAGAUGGCUGGAAAGGGUAACCUCCAGCUUACAGGUAAAUUGGGUGAAGUAAUUAAAGAAUCUGCCCAAAUAGCACUAUCUUGGGUCCGCGCUAAUGCUUAUAAAUUGGGGAUCAUAUCUGCUUCAACCGAGUUUUCCUUUUUUUCGGAACGCGAUAUUCAUAUCCACUUCCCAUCGGGCGCAGUUCCUAAAGAUGGCCCAUCUGCCGGCAUUGCUCUUCUCACUGCACUGGUUUCCCUCUUUACAAAGAGGACAGUGCCCACAACCACUGCUAUGACAGGAGAAAUCACUCUCCGUGGACAAGUCCUUCCGGUAGGAGGAAUCAAAGAAAAGAUUAUCGCUGCGCAUAGGGCUGGUAUUACGCGGGUUAUUCUGCCUUUGAGGAAUAUGAAAGAUGUUGAGGGAGAUGUUCCGGUGAAUAUUAAAGAAGAGAUCAAAGUAGUAUACGUGAAGAAGGUUUGGGAUGUAUUAGAAGCUGCGUUUGAUGACUGGAGGACAGAGAAUGUUGUGAUAGAGAGUCGGCUGUGA